GUUUUGCUUCAGGUCUCUUCAGGAUCAGGAUAGUAUUUAUGGUAUUUAUCUUUGUUCAGAAACUAGUUUUUUAGUCAUUCACACAGCAUUCAGUGCUAAAAAUGGCACAUGCACAAUUUUUGGAUGAAAUGAUUCGCGAAUAUUUAUUGUACAGAGGCUUUGGACCAAGUUUGAAAGCUUUUGAUGCUGACUUGAAAGGGGACAAAAUGAAAAGUUUCAGAGUGGAUAAAAUCAUAGACCAGUUCAUGCAGUUUAUAAAUAACUAUGAUCUGAAUUCUUUACGAGAACUUUGGGGCCAUAUGAAUAAGCAUAUGUUUUCAAAACUGGAAAGCCACUUCAUGCCAAGUGUGAGGAAGUUAGAAAAUGCAGUGUUGAAAAUGUACCUCAUCAAUACCGUGGUCAAUAAUAAACCAGACAAAAUGACGGAUUUCUUUAUAAGAAUGACUCCUGAGUUACAAAACCAAGGGGAAUGGAGAGAAUGGUUUGGCUUCGCUGAGUCGGCGGUCUUAGGACUGCUGGCUGGAGACUACACUGCACUGAUGAGAGUCAAAGAGCUCGAAACCGUGUUACCUUAUAUAAAGAAUCCAGAAGAAAACCCCAUAUUCUCACUCCACUUCACCAAACAGUGGCAAGAUACAUUAUUGGUAUCAUUACAUAAUUUCCUUGCCAUGAUAAUACAGUACAUGCCCACUCCUACUAUAAUGCAUCACGAAGAAGACGCCAAUAAAAUCAGCAAGCUAGAAGAAAGGAACGAGUCCCUGAAAAAACGCAUCGCCUUAUUACUCGAUGGCGGUCCCCAGGCCAACGUCACCCCAUGUCAAGUGGAACCGCCCCAACAUCUGCUGGACGACUUUUACGUCAUUGCCCAGGAGAAUAGCUUGGGUGAGAGUCAGGCCAGAAGCUUCAGGAAUCUCAUUCGGAAUAUGAGCAGUAGCGCCAGUCCAAUUCUAGGGAGGAAAGACAAUUCUGGCGCUAGAAAGAAGACAGGAACUGGUCGGAUGUGA
Molecule: messenger RNA, 1004 nt
Organism: Phaedon cochleariae (mustard beetle)
Lineage: Eukaryota; Metazoa; Arthropoda; Insecta; Coleoptera; Chrysomelidae
Source: the annotation of a GenBank genome assembly